CCCACGGCUGGUGAGUCCCAGCGACAACACACUCCCCUGUCAACAAGAUCUCUUUGGAGCAGCAUCUCAACCGGACCAGUCUUUGGAGCACCAGAACCAGUCGGACGUCCUGACGUUGACCAUGAUUUUAGCAGUGAUGAUGAGGGGAAUGUAUUCCCUCACAUCUCUCAUCCUACCAGUACCACCUUCUCCCUGGCUGGCCUGGGACCGGGCCAGCCAGAGGAUGAGCUGGAUGGGGUUCCUGUGUUUGGAGCAGAUGAGGAGGAGGAGGAGUGGGACAUAGCCCUGCCCAAGGUGGCGCUGGGUGACGUGGAGUCUGACAGAGAGUCAGGCGGACGGCCGGCUGGAUUGCCUGACACACGACGUGCAGAGACUCAGGAUGAUCAAAAUUCAACUGACAGAUUCCUUGAUGCAGUCUCACUUUCCAAUGUUAGAACAGGUUAGAAUGAAAACAUGAUGCCUAGUCUGUUGGCCUGUGACGUUCCUCCUCAUGCAUUUCUUACUCAUCACCAAUAUAACUUUUCUUACUUACAUUUCUUACUACUUAAAGGAAAAUUCCACUCAAAAACCUGGUAUUUGUUUCAUUAGUCCACUGUUGAAACAGUCCCAAAAUGUUUUAUGCAUCUGUAUCAACAGUGGACUAAUGAAACAAAUACCAAAAUAUAUAGUUUUUUUAGUGGCAUUUUCCUUGGACUUAGGCCUACUUCUUGUGCAGUGCUUAACAACAAAGUCAUUCUUUUGGCAGCUUCUGAGGAGGCUAGUCAAAUGCAAGGAGAAAGCCAUCUUUCAACUAACCCCUCUCAGUCCCCUUCACCAGAUAACAGCUUGGGUAAGACUGCAAGCAACCUUGCCCUGCUAGUUAUAACUAUAGUUUCAAUAAAGAACAUGAUUUAGCAAAUGUUUACGCUUCAUGCACAUGGUAUGCACAUUAUUAGAGCUGUGCUAAUGAUGAUUCCAUUAAAUGGCCUUUUCUCAAUUUCUGUCAGAUGGAGGAAGACAGAAUCGGUCUAUUGCUGGGGGAUCCAGCCGUCAAGAGGUCUGUAUUGUGUAUGACUUUAGUAUACCGGUAGUGUAAGUGGAGAGGGGCAGCAAGAAAGAACUGGCAGAGAGCGCGAGAGAUCUCAGGAUAAUUCCCUUUUGCGGAAUGCUUUUAUGAACAUAACACUUUUUUUUAGUGUCGCCUUCAUUCAUCUAUUUUGUGUUCCAGAACCCAGUGGUGGGGGACAGAGAAGAGCCCCCCAUCUCUCCCCUCAUGAACAUCAAGGAUGAGCCCAUAGAUGAAGGAUAUGACUGCGCCCUUCUACCCUCAACACGGAGUAUCAAGGAGGAGCUGGACAACACAGCUCCUGAGGUCAGCCAAUGCUCCCAUGCCCUGCCUUAGAUGUCCCCUUUUACAACAUAUUGAUAUGAUGAUUCUGUUAUGCUAUAUUAUUGUUUCUAUAUUAUUAUUAUUAUUUCUCUGUUCUUAUUUGUUGUAUGUUACAGGAGGAGCUGAGGAUUAGUUCUGUCUUUUCUGUUGGUGGAGGAAAUGCGUAUGGCUCGCCCACUGCCGCUCCCCAGACCUCCACCUCCAUAUUUGGACCAGGAAGAAGUCUAGUUCCACAGGGGCCAACGAUGACCCUCAGGAGCCUGGCUCCAGUGCCCCAGCCACCCCCUCCCCAGCCCCAGCCCCAGCCCCAGGCCCAGGCCCAGGCCCCUAGCGGCUCCAACCCAGCCAACGCAGUGCGUGUGUCCUGCUCUGGCUGCUCUAAGAUCCUGCUGCGUGGUCAGACUGCCUUUCAACGGAAAGGAUCCACCCAGCUCUUCUGCUCCACUGUCUGCCUCACUGGGUUCACCCUGCCUCCCAUCAAACGGAGAACCUGCUACCAGUGCCUAAAGUGAGUCACUCAGCUACUGACUCACCUCAACUCAACUCCAACUUUCUAUCAUUCUACUAUCAUCCGAUUCCCAGUGUUACUGUGGUGGUGCACCAAAUAACUUCCCCGUUGUUCAUGACUGUAUCGCUGUUUAUAACCAUUUCAUCUCUUUAACUCGUUUAUACCUCUUAAUUUCUUCAGGGAGAUUGAGGACCCCAAGGAUGUGAUCAGUGUGAUUACAGACAAUAACCUGAAGGAUUUCUGUAGCCAGUUCUGCCUCUCUGUGUUCAACCGCAAGAGGAAACCAGGGACUAUUUCCAUGCCUUCUUUCCAAGAGCCCGCCGCUCCGACAUGCAGUAUGUGCAAGAAGAGCGACACGGUAAGGGACAAAACAGACAGCCACUGGUUUGCCUAGUUCACUCUCAUUUCUAACUCAACCUCAGGUGAGGUUACAUGAGGAAAUGUUUGAUUUGACUUGAUAAUCCUGCCUGAUUUGGUAAUCCCCCACCCCCAUAUCUCUCUCAGAUUCAGCACGAAGUGACUCACCAGGGCUCCUUGCACAAACUGUGUAGCGAUGAGUGUUUCAUGCACUUCCGCUCCUCCCACAACCUGGUCAUAAACGUGUGUGAGAGCUGUGGCGAGUACUGCGCCAGUACUGACAGGAACUGCCGGUCGCUCCGAGUAGAGGGCGUCACCAUGAAGUUCUGCAGUCGUACCUGCAUUAGCACUUUUAAACGGGUAAGUACGAACAGUCAGGUGUAAACACAGACAGUCCUCCAUAGAAACUGGAGUCCACUUUUAAAAACUGUCUGGCCUUGAUUGUCAUAUGUACUUUGAACUUCUAUCAGGUACAAUCAGAGGAGGAUGGGCCUCCCCUCCAAGUCUGGUUCCUCUCAAUGUAUCUAUAUGAAUACAUUAUUGAUGUUAUGCACAUUUGUCUCACUGAGUCCCCCUGUCCCACCUCCGCCAUCAUCAAAUCUCUUCUUCUUAUCAACUCUUUCCCAUUGUUCCUGUAUGACAGACGACCACGAAGGUGAUGCCGUGCGGUCACUGUCGUGAUCUGAGACUCAUGUCUGACAUGGUGGAGAGCACCGAUACGGAUGGCAAGGUGGAGCUCUUCUGCAACUCCAUCUGUGUCAAUAACAGCCGGCCACAGAACGACCUGUCAGGUAGCACUGACUUUACCAUGGUAUAAGCGGAAGUCUGCAAAAGUAUUUUCAUUUAUCAAUAUUUUAGGCCAUAUGUUGUCUGAAAUCUGUUUUGGACUGGUAUAAUCUUUUAUGGAAUGCAUCUGCAUGUCGAUUUAGUCCAAUAAUGAUUACUCAGAGAGUGGGGAAAAAAACCCUGAAGUGGAUUCUUGACAAGGCUCGGUCGGGAUUUAUUUUCCGCAAGCCAGCAAACAAUUAAUUGUUUCAACCAAUAUUUUGCCAUGAAAUUGGUUUUAAAUUGUAUUUGCAGUUGUAUUAAAAAAUGAUUAAAUUGUCUGAUUUUGACCUGUUGAAUUGUUAUGGAAUCAGAUUUUUUAUAGAUAUCUACUGUUUAUUAAUGAACUGUUUAAAGAUGGCUUGUGGUAGUCUCAGCCCAUCUGUGACCCCUUGCUGACUAAUAUGCGAAAAAUUGCUAUUCUAUAAUAUGGUCUCUUUGUUGUCACAAACAGGAACGGCAUUCCCUUGUACCUACUGCAAAGUGAAGGCUGUCUCUCAGUACCACCUGGCCAUGGUAGAUGGCAGCAUCCGCAACUUCUGCUCUUACACCUGCGUCAAGACCUUCCGGGUAUUCAUUGAUUAAUUGGCUAAAUGGAUCAAAACAGAAUGUAUAUUACAUAUGAUCUGUGCUUUCUAUGUGUGUAUAUUAGACUGUUCAGUCUCUGUUAGGUAGAUUUGAGAGGGAUAUGAUGUAUUUUUCAGCAUGCAUUUAGGUUCACGUUAAUUUUACAUAAUUGCACAUAUGCACAACCAAACAUAAAACGUAAUGCAUACAAUACAGGUCAAAUUGAGAAGAUGCCAAUCAGCCUAUAUAUAAUGGAUUUUACGGAAUGCAUCAUGUUUUUUUAAUGUGUUCUCCUUUGAUGUGAUGUGGUAGGAGGCCGAAGGCAGCCAGCCUCCCCCCCAACAGGGCCAGAUGAAUGGCUCCUCAUCCACUGCUCCUCCCAUGGUGUCUCCAUACCUCCAGACCCCUCCAGCACUACCCCAGGGCUACUCCCAUCCUUACCCCCCGUCCUGGGUCCCCACCACUGGCCGCCCGUACGCGCCAACCCAGAUCUCUGCUCCACCUCUACCCUAUCGAGCCGCCCCAGGCUUGGCUAGGGCCUAUGGGGUAGGGCAACAUCAACCAGGGCCGCCCAUGGCCCCCACCUCCUCCUUUACCUCCGCCACCAGUGGACCUGUGAAACUCUCCUGCCAUCAGUGUCCUCAGCAGUUCCGCUGGAAACCUGAGCUCUAUGAGUACAAUGUAAGUCCCUCUCUCUCGAUCCUGUACCUUGUUUAUUACAUUUGAGGUGUCAUGGGGAUGGUAGUUUUGUGAUAGGUAUUGUAGUUUUGUCUAUUGCUCAGACCCUCCUUCGUGUGAUAGUAAUUGUAGUUUUGUCUAAUUCUCUGAGUCCUCCUCUUCAGACGGGGGUUGUAGUUUUGUCUAAUGCUCACACCCCUCAUGCCCUCCUCUUGUGAUGGGGGUUGUAGUUUUGUCUAAUAAUGCUUUUCUGAUGGGGGUUGUAGAUUUAUGUCUAAUGCUCUUUGUCCUUCUGGGCUCUUGUGUUGUGUUCCUUCAGGGUCGCACCAUGCAGUUCUGUUGCAAACUGUGCUGUGUUGAGUUUAAGAAACGGAGUAAUAUCAAAGUGAGGUGUGAGUACUGCAAACUGGAGAAGGUAGUCAAAGAAGUCAUCAGAUAUGACCUCAUUGACCGGCCCUUCUGCAGUGAGAGUGAGUACCAAAGCCCCUUUCUCGCUUUCUCCUAGUCCUUUUUAACAAUUUGUCAUAAAUAGAACAAUGAUUUAAUCAUUUAUGUUUUGAGUAUAAUAUUGUACACUAACUGUCUGUGUGUGGGUGUUGUAACAGGCUGUAAGCUGCUUUUCAAGCACGACAUGAAGGGGCCAUGGCGGACGUGUGCCUAUUGUGCAGACAUCAGCCCCAAGAUGAUCCACAACCACUUUGGUGGCAGGAUGCAAGAGUUCUGCAGGGACGCGUGCAUGUCCAACUACACUGUUCUCUUCUAUGAGGUCAGAGCCAGAAGAAUCUUUAUGCAUGUUGACCUUUAUGUAUGUAGCAAGCAUUUCAGAGGAGGAGUGCUGAUUUAGGAUCAGUUUUGCCUUAAGACGACAAUGAAUAAGACUGCAGGGACCUGAUUCCUACUCUUGUUUUAGUUUUUUGUUGGUGUUUUACCCACUUUUUCCGUGGUAUCCAAUUGGUAGUUACAGUCUUGUCCCAUUGCUGCAACUCCCGUAUGGACAUGGAAACACAACCCAACCGAACCGCACUGCUUCUUGACACAAUGCCCGCUUAACCCGGAAGCCAGCCGCACCAAUGUGUCGGAGGAAACACCGUACACCUGGCAACCCGGAGUCAGCGUGCACUGCGCCCGGCCCGCCACAGGAGUCGCUAGUGCGCGAUGGGACAAGAACAUCCCUGCCGGCCAAACCCUCCCCUACCCUGGACAACGCUGGGCCAAUUGUGCGUCGCCCCAUGGGUCUCACGGUCGCGACAGAGCCUGUACUCGAACCAGGAUCUCUAGUGGCACAGCUAGCACUGCGAUGCAGUGCCUUAGACCACUGCGCCACUCGGGAGGCCAGGACUCCUACUCUGAGUCGCUUUAUGAAUACAUACCCUGAUCUCUCACUCUCUUGAUUUGAUUACCACUUCCUGGGACCUAUCUAUGUAGCCCACAAAUGGCUGAAGUCCUUUGAAUUGCUGAACUGUUUGUUGUCCUUCCCCUACCCAGAUGGCUAAGUGUGAGUGCUGCAGACGUCAAGGGAAAAUGAGAGAGCAACUGAAGUGUUUUGGGGCAAUAAGGCACUUCUGUAACCUGGAGUGUGUUAUUCAGUACUGCUAUCAGACCUUCCAGCUGCACCCUCGGACUAGCAACGGCACCACUACUACACAGGGUACUACUAAAUUAUAUACACAUUUCUCUUGAAAACUACUACCUGGUUGGAUGACCAAUCGCUGCACCUCAGUUUAAUGAUUGACUUAGGCCUACUACUCAACAUGUCUCUCCUCCCCUCUUUCCUUCCCUUCUUUCUCCCCCUGUAGGUCCGUCCCAACCUCUAUUCUCCCUCUCCAAGCCAGCUCCUGUCAUUGCUGAUGUUGUCUCGUUGGCCACCUCUCCUGCUGGCCAGCCCCAUGCUACGGCUGCCACUGCCCUCACAGGUAGCUAGCACACUUAUCUAGAACACUGGCUAAUACUGAGCACGGUUAAGACAUUGUGAAUGAGUGGUCUAAUAAUAUAAGCUUUGUAGUUAAGACUGGUUUUUGUUUUGCUUGCAGGAGCUCUUCCUACGUCUAACUCUCAUGGCAAGAGCCUUGACGAUGCGAGUACCCAGACGGACGCCAUGAGGAUCUCAGCCCGCCGUCGGAUCAUGAAGAACAAGGCCAUCAUCUGUAAACCCCUCAUGCUGGACCAGGAAACCAGCUGCCAGAUUCAGACGCAGGCAGCAGAGAAACCAAUGGCACCCAUGGGUAAAACAACAAACUAACAUCUGUGAUUUUUAGAACUUGAUUCUUUAAAUUAUUGUAAUAUUUUUUGAACAAACUAGCUACUUUUUAAGAUGUCCCGUCCAUAAAGUUAUUAAUAAUAUCUUCAUUAUAUUUCUAUGGCACCACCCUUCCACUGAAUUUGUAAAUCAGACCUUCCACUACAUGUACAUAGUAUGCCCACUUGGUCUAAAGGGUUAGUAAUGAUCUCUGAUUGUCAUCUCGCUCUCGUUGUUGUUGUAGGGUUCACAGAGACUGGGUUCACGUACACAGAGAACGGGGAGAAAGUGCGGGUGGUUGUGAUGCCCGUUCCUGUGCCAGUCUUCAUCCCAGUGCCCAUGAACCUGUACAGCCAGUACACUCCUGUGCCCAUGGGUAUCCCUGUGCCUGUACGUCUGCUCUGCGUCCUCGCCUCAUGCCCACAUCCACUGUCUCUUUAUAUGCCUUAAAAUAGAAUAGAUACUUUAUUUUCAAUUUUUCAACGGGAAUUACCAGGAAGUACCCAUCUCUGGUGGCCUAAACACUCACAUGCCCCCCCCCCCCCCCCACACACACACACUCUCGUGUCUUGGGUUGUUGUACUUCUGAGCACCCUACUAAUACCCCCACCAUGUUUCAUUGUGUGUUCUUUUAAUGAUUGGUGAAGUUGGCUGGUUAAACCAUGUUUUAAUGUUCUCUGUACCCUCUGUUCAGGUCCCAGUGCCCAUGGUAAUACCCCCCUCGUUAAGCCGCUCAGAGCUCAAGGACAGGAAAGACGGUGUCGCAUCUCAAACCAUGGCCGAGCAGGAGAAAGACAAACCUGUCUCCCAUGGAGGUGAAGAUAAUCAUUUUUACUCUGAGCUGCGGCUGUUCAUGUAUGAGAACGUUACUGUCUAUCUUUAUUGUUGCUUGAACAGGUCUCUCUUGCAUUUAUCUCAAUAAUGAGACUAACCUGUAUUAAUAGAUAAACACUCUGUUAGAAAAGCAACCUGUUAAAUGAAAAUCACUGGUGGAGGAUCUUACUGAAGGGUUAGAUAACAUCUGUCUGUGUGUGGUGUUUAUCCACAGACCAAGGCAGCGCCUACAGUGGAGACCUGGAGUCAGAGGCUGUGUCCACCCCCCACAGCUGGGGUGGAGAGGCUGUGUCCACCCCCCACAGCUGGGGUGGAGAGGAUGAGUCUACAGCCAACCCCCAGAGAGGGACAGAGGGUCCUGGCGACCCCCCCAGCACAACCUCCUCCCCCAACAUGUUGGACCUGGAGGCUGACUACCCCCCUGGUGAGAAAGGCUCUGAGAACAGCUACAUUUAUGUUCCCAGGUUUUAUUUAGUGAAAAAUAUUUAUUAAACAUUUAUUUAUCCAGUUAAGAAUAAAUUAUUAUUUGCACUAGCUAGGUUUCCAUCCAAUUAAUGCGAAUAUUCUACAAUCCGCAUAUAGAAAAUAUGCACAUUUUCCCUCCAGUGGUAUGUUUCUACCAAAUGGACUUGUUGCGUAAAUGUUUUUGUGCGUGAUGACAGUGCACACAAAAUGUACUUUUUCGCUUAAGUUUUCAUAUACCGAAUAAAAAUCAAAAGUUUGUGUUUUCAUCACAUUUUCAACUCUACUGAUAGUUCUGUCACAAAUUGUUGCAUUAAAUAGCAAAUGUGCCUACUCUGGUCUUGGCACCUGCGCUGUAGGCAACAGCUCGCAGAUACAGUGUGGGUAGGAUGUGCGGUUUGUCUAGUCUACAUGAUGAGAUUAUUAUGGAUAAACGGCAGUCAAGCAUCGAUCAUCAUGUCACCAGAAUAAGACCCUCGAUAUUUAUUGGAAAGCAGCAUCAAGCUCAUCACCUUGCACAUUCACCACCCUGUGAAGUUCAUCAUAAGUUAUUUCAUCUGUAGCCUAAUCAUGGUUUCCCGAGUCGUAGUGGGAGGACCACACACCAUAUCAUCGCGUGACUCCAAGUUGAUUGGUUAUUAUAUCAAUAUUUGCGCAUAAUGGUGUUUACACCGACAUUUCCCACAUAAUUAAUUUUACCGACAUAAAAAGAUCCCACCAUGUCGAACGAACAAAUUAUCUGUCAGCAUUUAUAAAAUUACACCGACACUUCCUGUUUCCAUCACAGCUGUUGUGAUUUUUUAAAAAUACGAUAUGACUUUACUCGCAUAAAAACUGUGGAUGGAAAUGUGGUUAAUGAUGAACUUGCAAAUUCCCACAGAUCACAUUUGUAUCCCCUGUAUAACUGUGUAUUCAAUGCUGUUUCAGAGUCGUUUGAUCAUGCUGCAGUGAAGGGGCAGAGGCUGACUGUACAGGCCACAAGACACAAGAGAUCCAAAGAUGGCUUACCUCCCAGAAAAAGGGUAUGUCUAUGCUGUAGUCUGCGUCCCAAAGGGUACCCUAUUUCCUUUAGUGUGGUUACUGGCCCAAUGCUAUAUAUAGGUAACAUAACUAGUUAGUUAGGUAGUAUGGCCUCUGUCACAUCAGCACCAUUAUUACUAUUGACUGCAAUAGGGUUUCAUUAUUAGAUAAUGAUAUCAAAGCUAUUAUACAGUAAAAGCAAGUUGUUUCUCCUCCUACUACGUUGUUGGUCCAAACCUUUGUCCCUUUCCCUUUCUGUGGGCGCUUGUCUGUAUUGCAGAGUCGUAAGCGAAGUGGGACUGUGAACAUGGUGGAGCAAACUGUUUCACUCCCUCCUGCCAGAUCAAAACUCCACCACAAGUACGGGGUGAAAGCCUGGAAGAAUUGGGUGUUGCAGAGGAACAAGCAGUUUGACUGUGAAUUUUCCAAAGAUCCCUGUGAGUCAAUCCUAACUGCACAGACCAUUUUUAGAUCUUUGCUUAUCAUGUAGAUUGAUUGAUUCAUUGAUUUGUUAAUUAAAGUGCCUUGCAACAUUUCAGAUGCCAUGCCCAGAUGAGCUUAAAAUAUGCUACCGGUAUUCAUGUACAGUACCUCUGUGGUGUUCAGUAGCCAUCUUUUUCGCUAUGGCAGCUAAAUCCAUUGUUCUCUAAUCUGGUUUUCUGUGCCCUUGUGUCUCCCCUACGGCAGCUAAAUCCAUGGUUUUGAAGGAGGACGUGUUGCAGUGUAACUCCUCUGAGCUUAGUUAUGGCCUCUGUCGCUUCAUCAGUGAGGUCCGUCGCCCCAACGGUCAGGCCUACCCCGCUGACAGCAUCUUCUACCUCUGUCUGGGCAUACAGCAGGUAUUGAGCCUCCAUGUUAAUACCUAGUAUUUUAUUCCAUACUUUGUUAUCCAAAUUACUCAUAUCUAAUGCCAUACUAUGUUAUUCCCUGUGGUACCACCUUUUCUGUCUGUCAGUGGCCAUACUUCAAAUACGGUUCUGUCUAUUUUGAGGUUUGAUUGCCCCAGUUAUACUGAUGUGAUAGCAGCUAAUACUGUUUGCAGCCUAGUACCAUCAAUAGUAUCUGCACUUUUCCUAUAGCAACUGCCCCAGGGGCAGCAACAUCAAUUGUACUUGCCCCUCUGCCAAAUAUGAUAUGUAGUGCCUAAUGCCUCUCUCCCUCACCAUCUCUCAUUUGGCUCGACAGUAUCUAUUUGCGAAUGGAAGGAUAGAGAAUAUCUUCACUGAUGUGCUCUACCACAAGUUCAGCAUGGAGAUUACUAUGAUGCUACAUUACUGGAGACCUACCCUGCUGCCCAGCGGUAAGAAUAUUUCUAGUCUUCUUCGUUUCUUCUUCUAUCCCUGUCGUAUCCCUUUAAUAUCGAUGGAACAUUUGAAAGGCAUUCAAAAUGAUGACCCAUACCUCUGUCCCUCCCUCCACUAUCUGUUUCUAGGCUACUUGCAUUCCCGUGUGGAGGAGGAGUACCUGUGGGACUGUAAACAGCUGGGGGCCUACUCCCCCAUCGUGCUGCUCAACACCUUGCUCUUCUUUGGAACCAAGCUGUUCCAGUUCAAGACCCAGAGCCAACACAGACGUUUGUCCUUCGCCAACUUCACCCACUGUACCAGGGUCACUAAGAACGGCAAAAGCGCCUUCCUGAGGUUUAGGCCUUGUCAGGACACUGCCGGUGAGUUCCGACCUCAAUGGUGUUAAAGGCUAUCACAUUCUAUUAUACUUUAUAUAUCCCAUUAGUAGCAAUUAAGAAAUGCUUUGCCAUAUCACAAGCAAUAACAUCCUCCACAAGCUCCAUAAUGUGCUAGGUUGUAUGUUGAUUUAUUCUCAUUGUGUGCGUAUACAGAGCUGCUAGCUUUGCCUGCCAAGAGGAAGCUGGAUGAUGAGGAAGGUGACAUGGAGAUGCCUGAGAACACUGAGAACCCACUACACUGCCCUGUCAGACUCUACGAGUUCUACCUCUCCAAAUGGUGAGAUUACAUAAAACAUAUUUAUUCCUGUUAUAUUUCACUCUGUUACUGUAGCUAUAUGACUUGUUUAGAUAUUGACAAUGUUUUAAUGCCUCUCAAUGUUUCAUAGUCUGAAAAAGAGAAAUGGAGAAUAUUUCUGUAAUGGCUGCCUAUCGAUUCAUUAUAUAAUCCUCUUUUUCUCCACCUCCAGCUCAGAGUCUGUGAAGAAUAGACCAGGCCUGUUCUACUUGCAGCCAGAGCUCUCCUGUCACUCCAGCAGCUCGCUGUGGUACUCUGGCCAGCAACUAGAAGGCGCUGCACUGGAGAGCAUGCUAACACGCAUCCUGGCUGUACGGGAGGUCCACCUUAAUGAGCCUCCACUGCAUCAUCACUCUACUGAAGCUUCAGCAGCCUCCACCGAUGACAACGAUGACAGCUCAUAGUGGAUAUAACAGACUCAUGGAAUGGCACCCUAUUCCCUAUAUAGUUCAGUGCACUACUUUUGAACAGGGCCCAUAGGGCUCUGGACAAAAGUAGUGUACUAUAUAGGGGAUAGGGUGCUAUUUCAGACGCAACCAUGGACAUGUUGCAAACAUCCACAAUCAUGUAAAGACACUACGAUAAGAUACUGUCUGACACUUCAUUUAGUUUUUCAUAAUGUCUUUGUUUCUAGAUUCUAGUUUUAGAGGAUGAAUGGAAUCAUGGCUAACAAAACAUAAAAAUACUGUUAAUGUUACAUUAGUGUCUGUUUGUUUUUCUAAUUUGUUACUAUAGCUGAACAUUUUAUUGUGUUACUUUCUACUAAUCUGCCUUUGUUCUAAGGGCCCACACAACUAAUUCCAUAGUAUCGAUCAUCCACACUACUAACUAAACCAAGGUGAUCACAUAAUGUUGUACAUAGUUUCGUUGAUUUUUUUUGUUAGUUUUUUGUAUGGAUCCCUCUGUUAUGGACUUGAAUAAGCAACAUUAUUAUGCAAAGGACAUUUCUGUCUGCUCUGCUGUUUGUUCUCUGAAGGGAUUAAAAGACAACCUCUGACUCUGAGAAUAAAACUCAGAAACCGAUUGAAAAUGUUCGUUCACUGUGAAAGUCAUCAGCAUUUAGAUUUGAAUAAUAUGGUAAAUUCCACCUGGUCCUGUAUGCAAAUCUGAGUGGAGCUGAGGAGUCGUUUUAAUCUGCUUAAGUGUAUGAUUUACUGAUUGAUGGUUCAAAGGUGGGGUUAUGUAUCUCUGUUGUGAUGCUUAUGCUUUAGCAGUGCAGAGUCAUGUGGUACAGUACAUUAUGUUUUCAUGGACAAAUAGAAAAGCUAGUCAGACCACGCUCUCGUUGCAUGUGCGAAAGGGCAUGAGUGGGAGGAAAGAGGGCACUGUACUGAGAGAAGUGGUACUGAGGGAUUGAGUGUGUUGAGCGAAGAAGAGUUUGUGUGGGAGGGAGAGGAGGCAGAUGGAUAAAAGAUCAAACUGCAGGCUGAAUUUUUAUCCUCCUGUAUCUCUCAGCCAAGCCAAUCACAUUGAAACUGGUUGUAUAACAACAUGUUUUGUUUUCUACACCAUUUUCUGAUUUGUUUCGAAUGAUGUAAAUUCAAGGAUAUCAUUCUGUCAGUGUCACAUCACCUGUGUAAGAUGGAGAAGCUGUGACUGUCCUUCUUUUCACCUCUUUAGAAACGUCUGAUGAUUUCCCCUGCUGAUUCAUGUCUGGAGAGGAAAUCAAAGCCCACGGCGGUCAAACCUAAAUAGAGAGAAUAGGGGACGGAGAUAAAGAAAGAAGAGACAAAGUUAGUCUUUAACAGCUCCAAACCUCUUAAGCCCUGAAGCAGCCUUAGAAACGUGGGGGAGGGGAAUCUGUAAUUGUGUGUGUGAGAGAGAGAUGGAGAGCGUGAGAGAGAGGAGGGGGGCGGUUUGCGUUGGUGUUGAAAUAUUUGUCAAAUAAUCAGUGCCUGUGAGCAGACAAGGAUGAUUUACAUGGUUUCUUAAACCUUCAUUUCUUCAUUUCAGAAAUGCUUUAUUCUGGAGCGCAAGCAAGAAAGGGGAUGUAUUGAUCAGCUACCAUGGCAAUAACAGGUGUUUGGCAUCUGACUUUAUUGAUGGGCACAAUGGAAGUUGAUGACAGCAGAGACAAGUAUGAGGAGAAGCCGAUGCAGAGAUAGACGAUGGGAAAUGCUUUCGGGGUUCUGAAUGGACCAGCACUGAGAGAGCAGUGAGUUACCCGACAUCAUGUUGUUGAAGUAGUGUUAUUUUCUGAAGCUGCAACUACUAAAUUCCUCUGUUUUUGUGUUGGCUGCAGUCAGAGGAAGCGAGCAAAAUUGUUCUUUAAAAUACCUGUAUGUAUGACAAAAAAUAAAUUCCCCAAGCUCCUCUACUGUUAUUAUUGAGAGGAGACGGUUUUGACAGACUUUACAGAUGGCACUCCUCAAUCAGAAUAUUUCUCAUAUUUACAGUUGACUAUUGCAUGAUCAAAAGGAAUGAGCUGACAUGCAUCUUACACAUUUUUAAGUUGUCUCCCUGCACCUCUUGUCUAUCUAGUAUAUUUUAAUUACGAUCUCUAUUUGGACUACUCUUAAAAAAAGAAAACAAUUACUGACAGUAAUUUUUGCUGGUAGUGGAAAGAACACUAUGGGGAAGCCUCUUAGUCGACCGGGUUGCUGCAGGCAGAGCUCCUGCUGCCUGGAGAAGAGUGUGGAUGGGGAUGGCUAUAAUGAGGACGGUUACAUCCCCCAGCGCUCCAUCUACGACACGAUGUGUAUCAAUGAACAUAUUGACCAUGGCUCUGCUCAGAGCACCAUAACCUCCAGAGGAGGCCAGGACAACAACUUCUCUAGCAAUGGCAACCUAGGGGUGGGAGCAGGUGCCAGUGGGGACAUGAUCACGUUCGAUGCACGAUCACGAUCCACGACUCCCAUACCUUCCGUAGGUAGGAGGCUGGACGAAAGGGUGAUCUUUGACCAGCUAAAGCUGGUUGAAGCUGGCCAGAGCAGCCGGUUUGGGGGUAGGUCAGUGUCCCCCAGUGUCUCCUUGAUGUCAGCCCCUGAGGGAACUUCCUCUUCCAGUGGCAAGAGACAUCAACACCAGCAUGAUAGCGGCAAGAGAGGGGACAACGGCCGGCAGUCCUGGAAAGUCCUAACACCCCCGAAGAACCUUGAACAUCUAGAACUAUCAUCUGGUGAUGUAAUGGAGAAGAAUUUCUUAAAUCCUCUCUACCUACAACACAGCAUGACCUCCCCUCUCAUCUCACCCUUCUCUGGGUCACCCCUCUCCUCAGGCUGUCACACCCCUGUGUUCUACUCCCCAGCCAAACCCCUGCCGUUUCAGCAGCAUAGCUUCAUCUUCGAAGAAUCACCCCCCUCUCAGCCUCGUCACCCGCCUCCCAAACCCCCUCUCGCCCAGCUCUCUGUGACGGCCCUCCAAUGUGUUCAAGAGGAUCUCAGAAGGAUAGGAGAAAGAGAUAGAGAAAGAAAUAAAGAGAAAGGGGUAGAGAUUGAGAAAAAAAGGGAGGUAUCCCACUCAGUGGGCUCAAUGUCUCAAGAGGAGAAUGUUGGGGUUUUUGGGUUUGCGCCGAGGACCAAGGCACUGGACUCAGCCAUUGACAAUGAUUCUCCCUUCUCCCCAGAGCCUCCCCAUGACACUACCCCCCUCAUGCUCGAUCAGAUUUCCCCAGGACCUGCUCCUGCUCGUGCUCUGAGCCCCCAGCCUAUGGAAUCCACCUGGCCUCGCAGGCUGAUUGUAAGGAAGAGAACUGUUAGACAAGGUGGUGCACUCCAUAACCUCCCUAUCCUUCCCCCUCUGCCCUCCCUGGUGGCGCUUAGUGCCAUGGAGAGAAAAAAUCUUCCUCGCCUCACCCCUUUUUCCGAGCACCAGGGUAAAUUGGUAGGGUUGAUAGGUAGGGUGGGUUACUCCUUGAAGGAGCAAAACUUGGAAAAUUGGAGGGUCUACUCUGCGAAAAAAUCUCUCCAGAAACUAGAGAAGGAAGGGGAAGGAGAGGAGCCAGAAUGUAAAAGCAGUGAUGGUGCUGAGUCAAGUUUUAAGGAGGGAGAUCCAGAAAGCAAGGAGCAGGAAGAUGGAGUAGGAGGUGGUGGUGGGGGUGCUGAGGGGGAGGAGGUGGAGGAGUGGGACACAGUGCUCGGUAUGGUGAACACACUGUGGGAUGAAGGCUGGGGGGACGCAGAGUCUUACACUGGCUCUCUGAGGCACUGGCCUCUGCUCAAACCCCCUUCUGGGUUUGGAGGAUCUCACCCGCCCUCUAGUGCUGCUUCUGAACUCUCUCUCCUGGAGCUGGAGAGAAGGGCCAAGGAAGUAGAGAGUGAACUUGUGGCAGAACAAUGUCUGACAGAUUCUCUGAGAAAGAAAGCUUCACAGCUCACAGCAGGGCAAUGUGUUGUUUCUGGAAGGGUCUCUGAACCUAAACAGAUCAGUACCCAACCCAGCCUUGAACUCCUUGCUUUGGGGUGUUCAACAGGGACAACAAAAAAUCUCAAGGAAGACUGUUCGCCUGAUUCCAACCAGACCUUGGAGUCAGACUCAAGUGGAGUCUUCAUGUCGAACCCCAGUCAGACCAGCCAGGAGGACAACGCCUCAGAUGGUAGUGACAGACCCUUGACUGAGUCAGACUUGGGGAGCAACACAUCUCUGGACCAGGAUAAAGACGAGGUGGCAUUUAAAGACUGGGGGAGGGAGGAGAGCACAGAGCUACAGUGGUGCUACCCAUCACUCUUAAAGAGCUCCUCUCACUGUGAGGAGCAUGGGAUUGAGGAAGAAGCACCUUUGAUGAAAGAAACAGAAAUGGGUGAGCUGCAGUCCACCAGCAAUGAAGGGCCUAAUAAUCCAGAUCUAUAUGAUGGUACCAGCCAGGCAGAAUUGAAACCGAGGAACAAGAGUGUUAAAAUAAUGUCUAGCACUGACUCCCCACUCCCCUUAUCCCCCUCCAGACAUGAGAUACCACGGAAUAGGUCCGGCUUGGACAGCAGUGACCUGGAUCCGUUUGUUACUACAGAUAGUUUUGUAUACCUGGCUGUGUCUGUGCCCCCUGCAGUCUCACCAGCACAGGAGGAGCACCCCUCUCUCCCCUCUCUGACUGAGUCUACACCCCCAACCUCCCUCUCCAAACACCUCUGCCCCAACGUUGAGGAGAGUGACUUCCUCUCAACAGAUAGCUUUGUUUACCUGGCGGGUCCUGAGUGUCACCGGCUCGCCAUAGAAGGCCACUCUUCUUUCAUUAGUAGUUCCAAGGAGUCAGACUCCUCCGAUGACAGCGGGUCCGGAGUGGACUUUGUACUCGGCUCCAUGGUUGGAGACAGUGACUGGGAUUCUGAUGAGUCCGAGUCUGGUCCGAAGGCUAAAUCUAAACCAAUCAAACAACCAACAUGGGAUCUGUGGAAGGAACUAGAGCAUGAGGUGUUGUCUUAUCUAUUCUGUGAGGAAGUGAAGCCAGCGACAGAGCCAGUGACAGAGGAAGUUCCAGUCCCUGUAACCGAUCAACCGAGGAAGGUUACCUGGCAGUUCAGGGCCGCUGAAGGUUCCACUCGUCAGACG
Molecule: messenger RNA, 16319 nt
Organism: Coregonus sp. 'balchen'
Lineage: Eukaryota; Metazoa; Chordata; Actinopteri; Salmoniformes; Salmonidae
Source: the annotation of a GenBank genome assembly